CUUAGGACCCAGUCUGAAUUUAUUGUUGCAUCUUAGAGGUGAUGUAAUUUAUGUUGUGUUUCACUGUCCCAUUUAAGAGAAAGAAAGCUGUUAAAGACUGUUGUCAUGUAUUCUGGGCUUUUUCUGCACUAUUCUGCACUAUUCUCACAACAUAGGAUAUACAGUAACUGAAAAUUGCUUUUAAAAAAGCAACCAGUAUUACGAUUGGGCCACCCUUUGAAACAAAAAUACUUUUUUAAAAUAAUCUUUAUAGCUGAUAAGGGUUUUAUGUCCUGUCAGUAACUCAAGUGAUCUUGUUUUGCAUUUAUUACUAUGAGAAAUAGCAGUAAUUAGAUGAUGAUAUAUUGCCUGUGAUAAUUAUUUUCACCAGUUACCUACUUUGUACAGUGACUCUUGAAAUAAAAAAGCUUUUUACAUAGUGUAUUGUUCACUAACAUUAAAUGUGCAGCUCUUGGUGGUAUUAAAUGUUUUCCUUAGCAUUUUUCUUCAUGCAUUAUUUAAAAUAAAUUCUGCUUUAGACAUGCCAAUUGCUUUGCAUAUCUUUCUUUUGCAGUGUUGUGGCUUUCUUCUUGAUUCUGUUCUGUAUUAUAACUGAAGAUAUAUUUAUUUCUGCUUAGCAGUAGCAGUGGUUACACCUGAUAGAAGCCCGCGGCCUACAUCUGCACCAGCUAUUGCUCAGAGCCAUGUUACUGAGCCAACUGUACCAGCCGUAUCUGUCAACAAAGAACCUGCAGUUCUUAAAACUGAAAAGGAAACAGUAAAAAAAGAAGUAAAACUUGAAGGAACUUUGCAAGAUAAAGCCAAAACAGAACCAGCUGAAGGAUUUCAGGUGGGGAAAACGCAUAUCAAAAUGUCAAUACCCAGCACAAAUGGCGACCAAAAUCAGAAAAGAUCAAAGAGACUAGAUGGUGAAAACAUUUAUAUAAGACAUAGCAAUUUAAUGUUGGAGGAUCUAGAUAAAACCCAAGAAGAAAUAAAGAAGCAUCAUGCUAACAUCAGUGAACUGAAGAAAAACUUCAUGGAAUCUGUUCCUGAGCCACGGCCAAGUGAAUGGGACAAACGCCUCUCUACUCAUUCUCCUUUCAGAACGCUUAACAUCAACGGACAGAUUCCCACAGGAGUAGAAGGAGUCAAGAAAGCCACAUUUCAGCCCUGUGAGAGACAGAUCACUGGGCCAGAGAGUGUGCGUGACUGUCCCUUCAAAGAGGAUGCAGAUGAUGUGACAGAGGGGAAAAAUAUUACCUCUCACUUUGAAUGGGAGGUCUCAAAGCAUUCAGUAGGCUUUAGUGAGAGCCAAAUGUCAGCCACACUGGAGUCUACACAAAUUCAUGAAUCAGACUCCUUUUCAAUAAGCAGCAAGGAGCAGAAAGAGGAGGGUGCCACUGCUCUUCUUGAGAGCAAGGAAGAUCUAAAGUGUGAAAAGGGAUUUUACUCAAAUAUGGAAAAGGAAGCUGAGGAUUCUAAACAGGCUGAGGUGGAAAUAUCUGUAAUCCCUGUUUCACCUCCAUUGUACCUCCAUGAGCAAGAGGAGGAAGCUUGUGGUGUUGAAGAAACAAAAUUUAUCUGCGAGCCACUUAGAAAGCUAAAUGGAGAAUAUUACAAUCCAAAUGUUGAUCAUGAAUUUCCUGCUCUCAUUCGCUGUUUCCAGCCCCCCCUUGUGAAAACUCAGACCGUUACCAUCUCUGAUGUGUCUAAUACUGUGAAAAGUGAAAUUCCAACUAAAGACGUUCCAAUUGUUCAUACAGAGACCAAGACUAUAACUUACGAAGCUGCACAGAUUGAUGACAGCAGUGGGGAUUUAGAUCCUGGAGUUCUCCUUACUGCUCAGACUAUCACUUCAGAGACUACCAGCAGUACUACAACCACACAGAUAACGAAGACUGUAAAAGGUGGAAUUUCAGAAACACGAAUUGAAAAACGAAUUGUCAUCACAGGAGAUGCAGACAUUGAUCAUGAUCAAGUUUUAGUUCAGGCCAUCAAAGAAGCUAAAGAGCAACAUCCAGAUAUGUCUGUAACCAAAGUCGUCGUUCAUCAAGAGACUGAGAUUGCAGAAUAAAUAGUUUAUACCAGGUGAUGCUUGUUUCAUUCUUUGAAGGCCACCCAAGAUAUACCAGCAGAACUACAAAGAAACUUUCGAACACCAUGACCUCAAACUUGCCAGAUUUAUUCUCAAUUACACAUUUUAUCAUUUAUUGUUAGGAAGUUGUGCUUUUUGAUGUUUACUUGGGAUUCUCUUUAAUAUUAUAUGUCCCUUUUCAUUGGUUUUAAUAUUGUGACUGACAAUUUGCCAUAUUUUACAUGUGCUGAUGUGCUUUUUUAAAAAAUGAUUUUUUUUAAUUUCCUUUUCCUAUGCCAUUUUCUGAAUCUGUAUUAUGAUGUCAAAAAGAGUACACAGGGCUUAUCAAAAAAAUGUUGCCUUUAAGUGUGAUUCUGUUCACCUUUCUGUUCCACAAGUAGCUUGCGUUCUCUCCUACCUUUUGAAUAAGUUACCAUGUGGCAUAUCAGUGACUUAGAAGUAGCCCCUCUUGUCAGAAAAAUCACUGUGUGCAAAACUUUAAUUUGAUUGACUGAUCUAUAAAAUGUCCAGAGUAUCCUAACCAGAGCAUACUUUGCCUGUGGAUUUCCUUCGCUUUUGUGGAUAUGUCUGUCUUUAGAUGCUUGAACAUAUCCCGAGGUUGUGGUGUUUAUAUAAGUAAUUCAGUAGUUGCCUAGGUUCAGGGACAAUGGAAGUUGCUUUUUAUACUGUGAAUUGUAGAGCUUUUAAAUGAAUUGUGGUAAGGCAUUCAACUCUCAUCUGCUCUUUUCUCCCUCCACCUUUGUUUUGCUUUACAGUCCUUAGUAGGUGUUCCUUGUAAUUCUAUCUGCUGUUUAGCCCCAUUAAGCUAUGAGACUAAGAGUAAUAGACCUUGAACACAAUUAAGUUAGGCUAUGAUUUAUCAUGUUUUUUCCCUCCCCCCCUCCUAGUCAUUUGUAGGUUUGGGUGGAGGGUUUUGUUUUAUUUUUUGUUUAUUUUUUGUGCAGAGGGGGACAAGAGGCAAAUAAAGAUUUAAAAUCAUACAUUUUAAACAAAAGCUAAACUUAGAGCUCUGGCAAUAUAUCGGGAUAAGGGAUAUAAUUCCUAUAUAAUUGUUAAAAACAAUCUGGCAUUCCUUUCAUGAAGAUAGUAUUGAAGGCUAUCAGUCAGAAUAGGGUCCUGUUUCCUCAGUGAAAAGUUAUUUGAAGAGGGAAUAUAUUAAUUUCCAUCAGACAAUACUUUUUGCAAGACAAUACUCUGUCGUCCUUCUUGGGGGCAACCCUAACCACAGUGCACUGGUGUGGUAUCUCUCUCUCUUGUUUCCUUUAGAUCAUUUAGAUCAUCAAAAAAACAAACAAACAAGAAACCAUGAACAGAGGUCAUUGCACUUGGUAAAUUACACCAUUAGCUUUUUCACUAUUAACAUUAGAAUGAAAGCAUAGAAUUCCGCAUCAGUUGCGGUCCUCAGCCCCUUAAUAUCUAAGGAAUAUAUUCAGAGAAAGAGCAACAAGUAAUUUAUGAAAGGGGUCAGUGGGAGUUUUUUUAAAAAAAGAUAAUACUGACUUUACAUUACUUUCAAACAAAAGACAGAUAGGACUACUCUUUUUUAAAAAAAAAAUACUUCACUUUUCUAUGAGUAUUGCAACCUGCAUGUUCAGUGAUUGGAUUCCAAUUUGAAAUUCCCGUAAAUUUCAAAAAUAGGCCAUUACUUAUUGGAUAGUUCUUUUUUCCUAAAAUAUGUGAAGGCUUUGUAAAGAUACAACAAGAAACAGCUCUACCUUUUCUUAGAAGAGCUCAAUUUCCGUAAAUAAAAGCUUUCAUUUACUAUUUGGCAUAAUGCUACUUGUCAUAUUGCAUGUUCCUUUCCCUCUCAAAUGUGAAGUGUUUGUAACAUUUUGAAAGUGUUUUGAGAUGGAAUGCUGUUUGAUCAAUUUUGCUUUACUAUGCUCUGGACAUUACAUCAUGUUUCCAAUGAAUGCAGAUUUCCCCCCCCCCACCUCCACGGAAAAUAAACAGGAUUGCGUUGUAAUAGUAUUAAUGAAAGUAAUUGUGAAAGCAGUAGAAUAAGUUUCCUAACAAUAUUACACUGAACUAGAAUAAACUCUGGGCACUUAAUGUAUUUAUUACAAAACUAGCUAUUUAUUGUGGUAGACAACUAAUUGGAACA
Messenger RNA from Protobothrops mucrosquamatus (brown spotted pit viper), 4181 nucleotides. Its product is annotated as protein 4.1. Gene Ontology annotation, cellular component: plasma membrane; cytoskeleton. NCBI's taxonomy places the organism in Eukaryota, Metazoa, Chordata, Lepidosauria, Squamata, Viperidae. The record is from RefSeq and is a predicted model, not a curated record. Gene Ontology annotation, molecular function: structural molecule activity; actin binding. Gene Ontology annotation, biological process: cortical actin cytoskeleton organization. The coding region runs from base 851 to 2056 and encodes 401 amino acids. The transcript is spliced from 11 exons.